AUCACGCUUGCUGUAUUAACAGUUAGUUUCACGAAAGUUUUUUGGUGAUAUACUAUUAAUAUGAGCUUCGUUGGUAUGUUUUAAGACCUUCCUGAUAGUAUUUUUAUUUUCCAAGUCAAUUGAAUGAGAUGUCCACUAAUGAAACAAAAAUAUCGUAUAUUUUUAGUAGUGGACAAGAGGUGGCCACAACUAGUGAAAAUGAACUUUUCACUUUUUAAUCAGUAUCAAGUCAAAAAUUAAAUCACCUAAUGUUAAGUAACAUACAGUAUUGAUUCAAGCAUUUUUUGGUUACUCUGUCUAGUCAUGGACAGGGGUGUUCACUAUUAAACCGUGAAUGUCCGUUUAUUGAAAUGAGGUGUUUCAAUAGUGGACAAAACAUGCGGUUAACUCAGGCAUGGACUUUAAGGAUCCAUUCAUAUAUUCAUGAUAUUCAUAAUGACUACCACUAUCAAAAUGAAAGACCUAGUACUUCAAACACUGGCAAUACCAUUGUUGCCACAAGUACACACAAUAGCCGCAAUAACAGUCAGAUCUCUGAAACAGUACCUAGUCCUUUCAAAAGGUCACUUCUCUGGCCAGAACCCAGGGAAAUCACUAACAAAAGGAAGAAAAAGGAAAUCAUACCUUCUGUAGUUACGUCAAAAGCUUGGCAGGAAUAUUAUGAAAAUAAGGAAAAGAAGAAAAUAGUGGAACUAGAACUGAAAAGGGAGAGAGCUUUGGCAAGACAGAGAAAGAAGGAAGAACAGACUGCUGAGAAUAAAAGGAAAGCUGAAGAGAAAGCUAUGAAAAUGAAAAUGAAGACUACAAAGCAACGAAAGAAGAAAAUGAGAAAGGAAGAGACAUCAUCAGAAGAUGAAGGUUCUUGGAUUCCCUCGGAUGGUAGUAGUACAAACGAUGUUACGUUAGAUGUAGAAGACACUAUGCAGUUUCAGGAAAAUAUUGAACCCCCUUCAAACGAAACUAUUGGACCAAGUUCAGCAAUUAAGGAAUCGAAAGAUACAGAAGAAAGGGGAGAAAGUAUUGAAGGGACUUUAAAUUGGACUCGGAGGAAGGAUAUGUCCGAAAGACACAGUCGGAAUACCAUUGAAAAGGAAAGGGAAUCAAACAUCCUGCAUGAGAAUGAUUUUGUAGUUGCCACCUUGUCUGGUAAGAAAAGAAAGUACAAAUGUGUGUGCAAAAUUACCAGUUUAAUCAGUGAUAAUAUCGCAGAAGUGAUUGUGUUUAAUUCCAUAAAUAGGAUGAAAAGCGUAUUUGCUAAAAAUGAAAAAGAUGUACAAACGAUAAAUAUUUCUCAAAUUGACUUGAGGCUUCCUAAGCCUCUAAUUUUUGGAAGAGAGAGUCACUGUCAAUUCUCGAAAGGCAUUGACAUAGAUAAGUAGUUCAACACAAAUUAACAAUGCAACAAUAUUUCCUUAAACUAUGCUGACGUUAAUAUUUGAGUUCUCCUAAAUGUAACUUAGAACCCAGUUUUAUACUAUUAUUUUUAAGUGUUUAAUAUUGAGUGUAACAAUAAUCCAUUCCAGUAUGUUAAAACUGAUCUCAUUUAUUUCAACAUUUGUAUUCGUUAAGAAUAAUGUAACAAUAACAAAAUAAGAAAGUUUCUUAUACUAACUUUAUUUAUGUUUCAUAAUACUUAUUAGUUCAAUUUUCAUAUAAACAUUACAAACUAUACACAUGUAAUUUACAUUUGUACAAUUUGAUAUUUUAAUUAAUUUAAUUUAAUUAUGAGUUUUCAUUAUAAUUAACACAGUGUUCUUGUUCUUUAUAGUAAAGACUGUCAAAUUCUGCAAGUUGUGAAAAAUAAAAACGAUUUCAUCUUGAAUAUAAUCAUUUCUAUAUUCCUUGUCCACUACUG
This is a messenger RNA of Centruroides sculpturatus (bark scorpion), 1855 nucleotides long. RefSeq names its product serine protease HtrA-like. Bases 351 to 1379 code for a protein of 342 amino acids. The transcript is spliced from 2 exons. NCBI's taxonomy places the organism in Eukaryota, Metazoa, Arthropoda, Arachnida, Scorpiones, Buthidae. The record is from RefSeq and is a predicted model, not a curated record.